Struthio camelus australis is the source of this 3267-nucleotide messenger RNA. Lineage: Eukaryota; Metazoa; Chordata; Aves; Struthioniformes; Struthionidae. The record is from RefSeq and is a predicted model, not a curated record.
UCUGCCACUUGCACGGCUUGGGCAUCCACCAGUGUCAUUUAGGAGCGGCUCCCAGCAAAGCAAAUCACACUGGUUUCCUGUGAGCCGUGCGUGAUCCACGCUGGGCCUCAAGGCGGCUGCGAAAGCACGCGGGUGGGCAGAGGGUCCUAAGCUGGGUCGGUCUGGAGAGCUCAGUUAACUGAAACCAUAAGUCUGUGCUUGCCCCACAUAUAAUCACAUUCAGGCUGCACUCUCCCCCUGCCAUUAUAUAACAGGUACUGGAGUAAUGACUUUCAGUAAUGCUCUUUGAAUGGCAGGAGUCGAGUCCAAUUUAUGACUAUUUUUUUUUUUUUAAGGUGGCGGAAGAGUAGAUUGGCAGAGGGGAGAAAGAGUCAGAUUGGUUUGCCUGCAAGCUGUGUUUUGCUUUUGGAGCUUUAAAGGACGGGCACGUUCUUCCAUUUCUGCUAAUCCUCCUCUGAUACAGAGGAUUUUCCUGCCAUUAAAUGAUAGCUUGUGAGAAAAAAAUGCCAAUGCUUCAGAGACAGACUUGUCUGGCUAACGGCAGGCUCCCGAGCAGCAGGGAGGACACAGCCACUGCCAGGCGAGGUAAGCAAUGCAUCUAGAUGAUUUCCGUUGGGAAUUUUAAUUUUGGUUGUUCAACACUAAGCUGGUUAUGCUCCUCUGUAGCAGCACCUAUUGCUUGGGGAAAUGGCCAGUCUCUGACUGUUGGUGGUCUUUCCCCACCUCAGGUAGGAACGUGCCCUCGGCACAGCUGGUGGGAAGGAGGCGGGCGAGCGGGUGGAAAAGAAUAGCACAAAGCUGCAGGACUCACUGAAAAGGUCAGUGGUGGAAGAAAGAUAUUUAAUAGGAAGGUGUGGCGGGCUGGGGGCUCGAUCAGUUUGAAACCACAUGGGAGAGAGCCUUUUGUGUUGAUCUUCCUUUCUAACAUAGACCCUGUUAUGGGAAAAUGAUGCAGGCAAAUGACAGAGGAUGAAACCUGUCUCUGUUCUUCCUUUCUGCUUUUAGAUGCCUCAAGUUUGCUUGCCCGACCUGAAAUGCCACUAGUGAAUAAUCAAGGUAAUGUUUGCGAUCAUUUUAAAUGUUAUCCUUUGCGUCCCCCAUGUCCAUGCGGUGUGGGCCUGUGUGCGAUCCUGCCCGGCCAACUGUGUGUGUACCCAGGAGCGGAGCUGCUCCGUCCUCUGUGAUCGUGCUGGUCUGGGGCAGAUCCCUAGUGAAUUCCCUUGUGAAGCCUCCUCUAUCAACUUGGAUAAAAACAGCAUUAAGUUCCUCUCUGAGAGGGCCUUUGGUACUUUGCCUUCCCUCAAAUCCCUGUCGCUCAGCCACAAUAAUAUCUCCUUCAUUACGCCGGGGGCUUUCAAGGGACUGCCCAGCUUGACCGAGCUGAGAAUGGCUCACAACGAGUACAUUCGCUAUCUCCACACGCGGACUUUCACUGCCCUCAGACGGCUCAUCAAGCUGGACCUAGCUCACUGCAACCUUUUCAAUAUCCCGGACAGGAUUUUCAUUGAUCUCCCUGCUCUGCAGGAGCUUUUCUGUUUCCAGAACAACUUCCGAAGGAUACCAGGUGCGAUUAGGGGCAUGGAGAACUUGACCCACGUUUACCUGGAGAGAAACAGGAUCGAAGCGGUGGCCUAUAAUUCUCUGCAAGGCCUGACCAGGCUGAAAUACCUGAAUCUGCAGGACAACAAGAUAAACGUCGUUCAUGAGGGAGCUUUUCAGGCCUGCCAGAAGAUGGAGUAUCUGUACCUGAAUGACAACUUGAUCGGUGAGCUUCCAGAAAACUCUUUCGAUGGCCUGAGGUGCCUGAAAAUGCUCAACCUCGGGGGGAAUUUCCUCAGGAAUGUUUCUAACACCUGGUUCCGGGACCUGGUGGAGCUGGAGGUCCUCUACCUGGAUCGAAACAGGAUCAACUACAUUGAGGAAGGGGCUUUCGAAAACCUCACCAGCUUGGUCGCUUUGCACUUGAACAGCAACAACCUGACGACUCUGCCCUUUUCUGUCUUCCAGCCCAUCUACUUUCUGGGGCGGCUGUACCUCUUCCGCAACCCCUGGGAAUGCGACUGCCGCAUUGAGUGGCUGAAGGAGUGGAUGGAGAAUUACAGACUCGUCAGGGAUAUUCCCUGUGCCUCCCCUUCCUCAGUAGCGGGGAUUGAUCUGACGGAUGUGCUCUACGACAGAUCGCCAGAAGGUUACUGUCUUGACCCAGUAGAGCUAAAUGUCACUUUCUACAGCCCAACCCCAAGUGGAGAGCCUUUCUCUACCACAGAGAGCAAGUUCAACAGCCUUAUCUCGAAACUCCUGCUCCAAAUGGGCCUUUCCGAAGAUGUGGCAAACACCACUGAAGUGUUCAGUAACACCACUCUGCCGGAUGGACUAACCCAUGGGGUCUCUUCUGGGGUGGGGGAACAGAGAAUCAAGGCUGUCUCCUCUUUUCACCUCCCAGUACUUUUUACAGCGGUUAUUUUGCAGAGUAAAUAGUCCAAGGGCUGCCUGGAACUUGGCUCCUUCUUAAGCUUUUAGUCCCUGUACAGGUAGUCGUUAGGGAACAGUUUGCAUUGUGGGCCUCAGAUGGGUAUCUGGCUCCGAGCUCCCCGGGGAGUUGGUUGGACCUGCUACCAGGUUGGGCCCCACUCAGUUGCAACCUUCUUGAUGCCAGAAACUUGUGCCGUGUGUUCUCAGGGUCUCAUGGGCACAAGCAGAGCUUUAUGGCAGAUCAGCAAUGAAAGAAUAGCAAUAAGGUUGAAUUACCUUAGGGACAUGUGAUUUUCCCUCCCAGAAGUGACCUGAAAAGGUACCCUGUACUAAAAGCAAUGUGGCAACAUUUGUCCCGUUGGGUCAGUUCCAGUUCCAUGCGGAUGCAUGACUGAAUUCCCAUUAGACUUUAUAAGAGCAAGAAAAAACAGCAAAAUUGGACCUCUUCUUAUAUCCUGACACCCACGCUGAGGCCUGCUCUGCUGCAUGGUGGUGGUGUAACACAGCGGGGUGAUUCCUGAUCUCCACCAGCAUGUGAGGGGGAGCAGGCCUAUUCCUGGCAACAUGCACAGCUGCUGCACUGGCCAUAGUGAAAAGGAAAAUACUGCCUGAGGAAAAUACUGCAGGCUAUUGUCAGAGAGUCUGCGAUGAGCACAGUGUUUUGGCUGUGACCAUUGACGGGAUUUUUUAUCCUUGCACUGCUAUCCUGGCACAGGUGCGAUAAAACCAGACAGAUUAAUUUUUGUUAAACAGUCUUCUGUAAGGAAAAGCUAUUUAAAUCUAAUAGUUUAUUUA